Miscanthus lutarioriparius is the source of this 1281-nucleotide messenger RNA. The record is from the annotation of a GenBank genome assembly. NCBI's taxonomy places the organism in Eukaryota, Viridiplantae, Streptophyta, Magnoliopsida, Poales, Poaceae.
AUGGCUGGCCCCAGCCCCGCCCACGCCCCUCUCUCUGCCUCUCUCUCCUUCGGUGGCGUGCACCUCUCUCCUCCCUACGGAGACAGGAUGAAGAGGCUGCGCGGAUGCUUCAAUCCGAAAGAUUUGGGUACGGGUGAAACGGACAGCCCGCUCGACCCUCCAGGCUUGGUCUUUUAUUGGGUAGCAUUUUCAGGGGGUUUUGUGGGGAUUGAGCAUAGAUUUGCUGGAUUUGAAGUUAUUUUAUUUCGAUGCUUUCUUGAGGCAGGGCCAACAGGAUCCGAAGAUGAUGAUACAAGUUUCACACUGACCGUGGAAACAUUUAGCUUCGAAGAGUUCUCUGCUGCAACUGAUAAUUUCAGUAAGAACCUCAGAAUAGGCUCAGGGGGCCAAGGCAUAGUCUAUGAAGGCCACUUACCCAGCAUUGGACAGCGGUUGACAUCCCUUGAUUUUGCCUAUAAGCAAAGGGCGUUUCUUAGGGAGGUCUAUGUGCUCAAUUCCCACCCUCACAUUGUGAAACUGCCCGGUUGCUGUUCUGAGGGAACAGAACGGCUUCUUGUGUAUGAAUAUGAAGAGGGGGGGACUUUGCAUCAACGUUUGAGUGGGACCUUUAGUCCAAAGAUUUCUGAUUUCGGGACCGCUAAAAUUGCCCCAGCUGGGGAUGAGCUUAUUGCAGUAGCAUCUGGAAUGGUGGGAAUGGUUGGAUAUAUGUCACCAGAGAUUGCUAAUCAAACAAACCCGACAGUCAUGUCAGAUACCUACAGUUUUGGGGUUGUGCUCUUGGAGCUCAUUACUGGAAAGACUACCAUUGAUGAGAGUAAAGAAGGAGAGGAACGGAAUCUAGUUUACUGGAUUAUCAUUUCACAGAUAACACCUUUGCAGGCCGCAAACAAGAAAAAGAAUGGAAACUUUGAGGAACUACUUGAUCCAAGGUUACGUGGCUCUGUAUCCAGAAUGGUGCUCAGCGAGUCUCUUAAUGUCGUGGAUAAGUGCAUUGAGAGCGAAGCUGUUGGUCGGCCUCAGAUUGGAGAAAUCAUUAAGGCCCUUCGCCAUGUGGUGUCCAUAUGGAUGAUACUCCGGGUGCAUCGUCAUCAGCAGCGAGGAUUGCUGAUCAUAAGAAGGAGGAUAGCAGCAGGUAGGCGGCUACGCGGCCCCAGUGAGCGGUUGCGCUGCCCUCGUCGAUACUCGAUAGGGUGGGUGGCACCCGUGGUGGAGGCAGCAGAGGCGGCCAUCCAGGCCAGCCCAGGCGUGGCGUGGCACGACCGGCCCGGCGCACAGCCGUAG